AUGCGGCGAAUAGUGAGAAUUUUACUUGUUGGAGAUGAUGGUGUUGGGAAGAGUACUCUAAUAAUGUCUCUUAUAAAGGAGACAUUUGUUCCAAAUAUCCAACACGUCAUCUCGGAAGUCACAAUUCCACCAGAAGUCACCCCAGAAAACGUGAUUACGCAUAUUGUCGAUUCAUCUGCACGUCCGGAACAUCGUGAACAGCUUGAAUUAGAAAUCAAAAAAUCCCACGUUAUAUGCAUUGUCUAUUCAGUAGAUGAUGAACAUACUUUUAACCGCCUUGCAUCAUAUUGGUUGCCAUAUAUUAGAGGCCUUGGGGUUCCUGUUGUGUUAGUAGGUAACAAGAUCGAUCUUCGGGGCGAUCAUGUAGCUAAUCAGUCUCUAGAAGAUGAAAUAAUACCGAUUAUGAAUGAGUUCAAAGAAGUAGAAACAUGCGUCGAAUGUUCUGCAAAGCAGCCAUUAAACGUAUCCGAAGUGUUUUAUUUUGCACAGAAAGCCGUACUUCAUCCAACUGCACCCUUGUACGAUUCUAGAGAACAUGUCUUGAAACCGGCAUGCAUUGAUGCACUUAAACGUAUUUUCAGUCUUUGUGACAUCGAUAAAGAUGGUGUACUGGAUGAUAAUGAGCUUAAUGAAUUUCAGCGAAAAUGUUUCAGUGCGCCACUUCAACAACAAGAACUUGAAGGCGUCAAGGAAGUUGUAAAGGAGCAUGAGCCUAGUGGUGUUAAUGAAGUGGGCUUGACCGAACUUGGCUUUUUAUUCCUUCAUACGCUUUUUAUACAACGAGGACGACUAGAAACUACGUGGACAGUUCUACGAAAAUUUGGCUAUGGUGAUGAUUUAUCGUUGAGAGAAGACUUCCUCUUCCCUCCAUUCGAGGUCCAACAUGAUUGUUCCGUGGAAUUAAGCCCCAAGGGAUAUCAAUUUUUUGCAGAUAUAUUUCAAGUUUUUGACAAAGAUAAAGAUGGAGCGUUGAAAGAUAACGAAUUGGCAUCGCUUUUCGCUACAACACCUGGUAAUCCAUGGACAAAUUCUGAAUUUCCUCACACCACAAUCACAAAUGAGGCAGGUGCAGUUACAUUACAAGGAUGGCUGGCACAAUGGAGUAUGACAACACUUCUUGAUUACAAGACGACAUUGUCAUACUUAGCGUAUUUGGGAUUUGAGGGCGAUACAACAACAGCUUUAAAAAAAACAAAACCAAAGAAGAUAGACAAAAGGCGAAACAAAGUUCAGAGGAAUGUGUUUUUGGUAUAUGUCUUCGGCGCAGCAGGUUCUGGUAAGACGUCGUUGUUGAGAGCGUUUGUAAAUAAACCUUUUACGGAUGGCUAUACACCGACCACAAGACCUUUUAGUUUAGUAAAUUCUGUCGAAAUCAAAGGGGAAGAAAAAUAUUUGGUGCUGCAAGAGGUUGGUUCGAAAUAUGAAGCUGAAAUAUUUCAAAACAGGCGCAAAUUAGAGAUGUGUGAUUUGCUUUGCUUUGUAUACGAUUCGAACAACGCAGAUUCCUUUUCACAUAUUGUCGAGCUUAGGAAGCGGCAUGAUUUAGAUGAUUUCGCGACCGUAUUUGUUGCAACAAAAAGUGACUUAGAUUUGGUUCAACAGCGGCACGAGGUUCAACCAGACGUUUAUUGUCGCAGCUUGGGACUCGCCGUUCCUUUAUGUGUAUCAGUAAAAAAACAACAAACUGCAGAUUUAUGGAAUCUAUUAACCGGGUUAUCUAUAAACCCAGCUAUAGCUACUCCAAGACUUGCGAAUGCAUCACACUGUGCAUCCAGGCUUAAGCGAUAUCUAACAUUCACGGCUGUGAUGGGGGCAGUAAUGGGGGCCGCAUUUUUAGGAUAUCGGCUAUUUCAGCAUCAGCGAGGAUUUGGAGGUAUAACAAAAAGGGAUAUAUUAUAG
Molecule: messenger RNA, 1899 nt
Organism: Cetraspora pellucida
Lineage: Eukaryota; Fungi; Glomeromycota; Glomeromycetes; Diversisporales; Gigasporaceae
Source: the annotation of a GenBank genome assembly